AGGAUAGGCCUGAGCAUAUGGUAAUUUGGACGAAGGACUUGUCCAUUUCAUUAAUUUUACAAAGAACAUAAAAAGUGAACUAACUUCUAUCCAUAUAUGGGAAGUCUUUGCAGUCGCGGGCUCAACAACUCGACUCAACAAUUUUAUCUAAUAAGCACCUAGCCAUAUUUCUGAAACCAAACCACCCAGGAUAUAACCAUGACCAAAGAUGAAGAGGAACAGGUCAGAGAAACCAAGGAUGAAAACGACAAUCUUGAAAGCCUCCCCUCAAUUGAGCUCAAGGUCCUAUUUUUUGCCAGGGCCCGGGACCUAACCGGGCUGACACACACAGCUCUAUCAGUCAAGCCUGGGUGCACCGCCCUUGAGUGCGUAAUCGAGCUCUUGGCUAAGUUCCCAAGCUUGAGAGAGAUAAAGGAUUGCAUGGCCUUGGCUCUCAAUGAGGAAUAUGCACCAGAGACUACCAUAGUGAAGAAUGGAGAUGAAUUGGCUGUCAUUCCACCUAUAAGUGGAGGCUAAGGGUAUUCUGGCUGAAAAUGUGGGCUUUGUGUUCAUAGCUUGGUGGAAAUGGGGUCUUGUUUUGAGAAUUUGGUCAGAAAUUUCACCUUUUGUGGAAAGUUGAUGAUUUAAUCUAAGGGGUUGGUUGUUGGCUGAUAGUUAAGGAGUUGGUUAUGAGAGAUUUGAAAGACAAGAAUGUAGACGAGAGAGAGAGAGAGAGAGAGAGAGAGAGAGAGUAG
Molecule: messenger RNA, 734 nt
Organism: Amborella trichopoda
Lineage: Eukaryota; Viridiplantae; Streptophyta; Magnoliopsida; Amborellales; Amborellaceae
Gene: CNX7
Product: co-factor for nitrate, reductase and xanthine dehydrogenase 7
Biological process (GO): Mo-molybdopterin cofactor biosynthetic process
Cellular component (GO): molybdopterin adenylyltransferase complex; cytosol
Source: RefSeq, a predicted model, not a curated record